AUGCUGUUAAAAAGCUUUAAAACCGGAAUUUACAUAAUUUUCCAAAUUUUUAUUUACGUUUAUUGUUUAAUAUUAAUAUGCAUUCGGCGAAACAAUUUAAACAAGCAUUUUUUUUUUAUAUAUUACCCAAAUCGCCGAUUUAGCAAAUUAUUUGUUAUUGCGCAUUUAAACCGCAAAUUUUUUUUAUCCGUUUUACCAUGCAUGCGCUAUUAA
Gaeumannomyces tritici R3-111a-1 is the source of this 213-nucleotide messenger RNA. RefSeq lists its product as hypothetical. The coding region runs from base 1 to 213 and encodes 70 amino acids. Lineage: Eukaryota; Fungi; Ascomycota; Sordariomycetes; Magnaporthales; Magnaporthaceae. The transcript has 2 exons. The record is from RefSeq and is a predicted model, not a curated record.